Messenger RNA from Lottia gigantea (owl limpet), 609 nucleotides. RefSeq lists its product as hypothetical. Bases 1 to 609 code for a protein of 202 amino acids. The transcript is spliced from 3 exons. Lineage: Eukaryota; Metazoa; Mollusca; Gastropoda; Lottiidae. The record is from RefSeq and is a predicted model, not a curated record.
AUGAAUAAAUGCUUGUGCUCUGUUUUAUUGGUACUUGUUGGUAUAUGGUUAACAACAGUUGGUUUCACUGAUGCUGUUCAAUGUACGUCAGACCCUGUUAUAAUAAACGGUGCUUUGGACUCUGAUAUAACGUCCAGAGAAGUCGGGGCAGUGUAUGAUUUUACAUGUGGAGGUACACUGGAAGAUAUGGGAACUGUGACAUGUAAUGGCACUGGAGAUUGGACGACAAGUUGGACAUGUGAAGAAUGUUACUUGUUGAAUAGUUAUUUCAUAGAAUUGUACAGUUACAUUCCUGGUAUAACCAAUAGCGCUGGAUGUGAUGUAAAAUGUGAGGAGUUGAACUGCGCGUAUCGAAGAUUCACACGAAGUCCAAGCCGUGGGUGUUAUGUAUCCCCAUCAUACGUGAUAUUCCAAAUAGCUGGUUACACUCUUCAAAGAUGUAUCGAUAAAUGUGACGAGAUGGAAGAAUGUUUAAGUUUACGAGAAACCGAGGGCUAUUGUUAUCUGUUUAGCGAGACAGUACCAUCAUUGGUCGACUUGGGCAAUGAGAUCAAACCGCAUGACUGGGGCACAAUAAUAGGGAAAAGAUCAACUUGCCCCUCAACAUGA